This is a messenger RNA of Closterium sp. Naga37s-1, 1002 nucleotides long. NCBI's taxonomy places the organism in Eukaryota, Viridiplantae, Streptophyta, Zygnematophyceae, Desmidiales, Closteriaceae. The record is from the annotation of a GenBank genome assembly.
AUGUCUGUGCCUCUGCCAGUGGAGCUAUCUGCUGCCUCCCACAAAAACUUCAGACUGCGAACAUUCCGUCUGGUUGGCUCUGCUUGUCGUUUCUCAGGUGUUUCCGGUGUGCGAGCCCACCAAUCAGGCGUGUCCUGCUCCAGAUCAGGUGGUAACCGGGGCGACGGCCCCAACCCUCCCUCCGCCAGUGCUGCCACUGCUGCUGCUGCUGCCGAUGGUGGCGGUGGUGCUGCUGCUGCUGCUGCUGCUGCUGCUGCUGCUGCUGCUGCUGCUGCUGGUGGUAUCCCUGGUUCCUCUGGAAUCGUGUCAAGGCGACAGCAGAGCAACGGCCCUAACCCUCCCUCCGCCAUAGCUGCCACUGCCACUGCUGCUGCUGCUGGUGCUGCUGCUGGUAACCCUGGUGCUGGUGCUGCUGGUGCUGCUGGUGCUACUGGUAACCCUGGUGCUGCUGCUACUGGUAACCCUGGUGCUGCUGCUACUGGUAACCCUGGUGCUGGUGCUGCUGCUGCUGCUGGUAACCCUGGUGCUGCUGCUGAUGGUAACCCUGGUGCUGCUGCUGCUGGUAACCCUGGUGCUGGUGCUGCUGCUGCUACUGGUGACCCUGGUGCUGCUGCUACUGGUGACCCUGGUGCUGCUGCUACUGGUGACCCUGGUGCUGCUGCUACUGGUGACCCUGGUGCUGGUGCUACUGGUGACCCUGGUGCUGGUGCUACUGGUGACCCUGGUGCUGCUGCUACUGGUGACCCUGGUGCUGCUGCUACUGGUGACCCUGGUGCUGCUGCUACUGGUGACCCUGGUGCUGCUGCUACUGGUGACCCUGGUGCUGCUGCUACUGGUGACCCUGGUGCUGCUGCUACUGGUGACCCUGGUGCUGCUGCUACUGGUGACCCUGGUGCUGGUGCUGCUGCGUCUCCCACCAAACACGGUGACGCCAAGCCUGAGAGAAUCCUAAUGCCUCUGAUCGCCACGAGCCGCGGAUCAGCUGAGAUGUUCAGUGAGUAG